Halichondria panicea is the source of this 5886-nucleotide messenger RNA. RefSeq lists its product as uncharacterized. Gene Ontology annotation, cellular component: membrane. The record is from RefSeq and is a predicted model, not a curated record. Lineage: Eukaryota; Metazoa; Porifera; Demospongiae; Suberitida; Halichondriidae. Bases 709 to 5508 code for a protein of 1599 amino acids. The transcript is spliced from 33 exons. Gene Ontology annotation, biological process: cell communication; metal ion transport.
CUUGACCACAAACAUAACUAUUUCGCUCUUAUCUUAAAUAAGUCAACAGUGUGUACAAUAAUUAUAACAAGAUACUCCUUGCUUUGACUGCUAUGCUUGCAAGAGUACUGACUGUGUGUUUGAUGGUUGGAAUAUUAAUGAGCAAUGAAACCAGUGCAACCUGCCCCCCACUACUUGGUGUAACAGAUACUGACAUCAUAUACACCCAAGAACCUGUUGUCAGUGGUAACUUCUCAGUCGAUACUAGAGCCUUGUACGAGUGCACUAGUGGAGAGCUUUUUGAGGGGGAUACUAUACGAACGUGUCUCGCUGAUGGAAGCUGGUCUGGAGUUGAGCCCAUCUGUCUUCGGGCACCAUAAAACAUGAAAAUUGUACAAAAACUGGUCGCUUAUUCGGAGAGCUGCCUGUUCCAUACUAAGUCUGGAGGAUGGUUUCGUAUCCUACACCACUCUUCACAAUGCCAACGGAAACUUCCAGCUUGGGACUAAAGUCAAUUUCACCUGUGUCACAAAAGGAACUGGACUAGAUGGACCGCCUACCAUCAAUUGUACCAAUUCUGUUGACAAUAGCGGCUGGAAUGAUGCUCCACCCACUUGUGAAGAUAUUACUUGCCCUCCACUGGAAGAAAUAGCCAAUGCAAAGUCUAUCGAAUAUGACUCUGGCCCUGACGUCGAUGACAACUAUCCAUUUGGAACCGAGGCUUAUUUCAUGUGCAAACGUGGGUACAAGUUGAAAGGUCCAGAUCACAGUCAUUGCAAUGGCAAAUCUAGUAAUGCUACUGGAAGAUUUCGUCCGUACCCACCGACUUGCAAACUGCGUCGUCCAUCAAUUUUCAAGCAGCCUGAAGAUGAACAGUUUGUCGAAGAGGGCUCGAGUGUGAAGUUCCGUGUGAAAGCUGAUGGAAGAAAUUUGAUCUACCAGUGGUUUAAAGAUUCCGAGAUGAUAUUUGAUAUUGAUGGAGUGUUCUCCGGUACUGACUCUCCUGUCCUGUAUAUUGAAAAUGUGACUCUUGCUGAGGUUGGGAGGUAUGCUGUCAACGUGUCCAAUGACGCUGGCAUAGAUCUGUCAGAUAUAGUGACUCUUCUGACAACAUCCAGUUACAUGCUCAAUGUGAGUGUCAACAUUUCUGAGCCUACGCUUGAAGCAUCGGAGCAGAGUAUUGAGUAUGUGGUCAGUCUGGGAAGAAUUGAUGGGAAAAGGAUCCGAUUUAUUCCAAGACCACUUUUUGUCAAACUGGUGUCUUUUGGUUUUCCCGAGAAUGUGACUGAAGAAGGAGAUGACUUUGACCUCGGUUUCCACAGCUUUGUCUUUGGCCCGUGUCGACGACGUUGUAUCCCUCCAUUACUGUACAAGCCUGGCUUCAUUUCAAUCAGGGAUGACAAUGACUUGGAGUUUGACCACGAGUUCUAUGUUGGGUUUGACCCGGAAUUUGUUAGCCUGUAUGGGAUAUCACUUGGCGAACCUGAGAAAAUCUACAUCAUUGAUGAUGAGCAAUUAACUGUUGGGGUAUCAUUUGAUCAAGCUAACUACAUAAUAGCUGAAGGGAACACCCUCACUGUUACUGGUAGACUCACCAGACUAACUGGACAGCUGAAGACCAACUUCUUUCUGACCCUCAAAUUGGACUUUGAUGUCGACCAAGUUACUAAUGCUAGUGAGAUCAUGAUCUUUCCCGAUGACCUCACCAUCAAUUUUCUGGCUGGAGAGGACACUAACUUCACAAUAUCCUUGACUGUUGAAGACAACAACAGGUUUGAGGGGUUUCACUCAUUUGUCAUAUCUCUGCCAACUGACUCUGACUAUAUUGUACCAAGAGAGGACGAUAAUGGCAACACCACCAUCACCAUCAGUGAUUUUGAUGAUGCUGUAAUUCAAGUGUCAACAAUGAGUCUGGAGGGUAAUGAAGGAACAAAUCUGACUGAUGUCAUCUGUGCUAGCCUCACCGUCUCCUCUACAAAUCCCAUCUUGAAAGAUAUUGAAGUUUCCUUUGAGCUUGUCGCUGGAAUAGCAGAUGCCAGCGACUAUACUGCUAUUGGCAGUCUCCAAACUAUGUUUCCAGUAAACUCUGUUCCUGGUUCCACUCCAGACGCUUGUGUCACUGUUAGUCUGAUCGAUGAUGAAAUUCUAGAGUCCACCCAGGAAUUCUCAAUCAUUCUCAGCUCUGAUAAUGCACAAGUCAGUACUGACCGGAUUGCAGUGGAUAUCAUGGAUGGUGAAGACAUCACUCUUCGAUUCACUGCCGAUGAGAUCAUAGUCAAAGAGGGAGUAGACAUGUACGCUUUGUUUCAGCUGGUAAUGACUAAUGUACCCUCUGGGGGCCUCGAGGGGACUAUUGAGUACACAGUUUUUGUCAGCCCAAGUGGUGCAACAUUGAACCAAGACUACCGCUCUAGUCGGACUGUGUCUCUGUUGUUUGGCACAUGUGGUGAGAUCACCCCUCAGGCUACCUUGGUGGGAUCACUCUCCACUGUGGGGCAGGUGGAGAUAGUGAAUGAUGAGGUGCUAGAUAGUAACUCAGAGGACAUCGGGUUGUUCUUGUUAGAAACUGGCAAUUUUGCGCUAUUGACAAUCAUCAUAUUGGAUGAUGAAAGGGCUACACUUGUGUUUGAGUCUCCCAGUUACACAGCAGACGAGGGAUCAAGUGUUACCCUCACUCUAGCACUAAGGGACAUACCAGCAGAUGGGCUGGACGAUAAUGUCAUUGUUUCUCUACAGACAAUUGAUAUCGGGAAAACUGCUACUGGCAUCGACUACGCUCCCCCUUCUUUCUUUCAAGUGACUUUUCUGGCCACUACCCCUUCACCCACCAAUAUGUCACAGACAUUCGUCAUUGCUAUAUUGACAGAUAAUGUAUUAGAAGACCUUGAGCUAUUUGAAGUGGUGGUAUCGGAUGUUAACUCUCUGUAUGUGGUAUGCGACAGUGAGGCUGACUGUACAACUCAAGUGGUCAUUGAACAGGAGGGAUCUGAUUUACCUAGUUGGAACCUUUUACCAGCCACUGGUACAGAGGGUGACACCGUUGCAGUGUGUGCUACCCUGUUCGGGUUGCCAGCUAAUGGUUUAGAGUGUGACUUUGUGCUACAAUUGAUCAUCUCCGAGGAAACCAUACCAAACACAGCUACUGAAGGAGAAGACUUCACUCCUGUUGGGGACUUUCAGAUAGUGUUUGAGAGCACUAUACCAACCAUGACCACCAUGAGAUAUGCUCAGAUCAACCUCACUGAUGACAAUACCACUGAAGGAGAUGAAAUAUUCUUUGUGACGGUGUCUGAAGUUACUCCAUCUUUUGUUUUAUUUGCUUCCAGUAACUUCACUUCUGUCAACAUCCAGGACAAUGACAUUGUUUGUGACCUAAGCUUUGUGUCGACCAGUUACACUGUGAGAGAGGAUGAGGGUUCUGUCAGCGUGUGUGUCAGCAUCUCCGGAGUACCCUCUGGUGGGCUGGCUGUGGACUUGGUGGUGGAAUUCAGUUACUUGGCCAGCGACAAAACUACUUCAGAUGUUGAUUUCACUCCCGACUAUGAGGUAGUGUUUCCAGCUGGGCUAACUGGUAGUGGUUGCAUUCAAUGCCUAGAUAUUGCUAUUAUGAAUGAUGCUAUGUACGAGGGAGAUGGUCAGCUGUUCAAUGUGUCUUUUGAUGAGAACAAUCUGAACGUUUCAUUUUCUGGUGACUCUCUGGCAACUGUGUACAUUUUAGAGGAUGCUAGUGAUGUGCCUGCCGUGAGCCUUAACUUUGAUCAGCUGACUGUGAUAGAGGUUGAAGGAGUGGUGAGUGUGUGUGCCACCAUUUCUAGUGUACCUGCAGGCGGUCUGAAUUGUCCCAUCACGCUCUCCCUGUCAGCAACCGGCACUGGAGACAAACCAGCCACUGACGGAGAGGACUAUGUUCUACCCGGGGACUUCCAGAUUGUGUUUGACACUAAUGUCCUAUCAGGUGACUCAGAGUGUGUCAAUAUCAGCAUCACUGAUGAUGAGCGAGUGGAAAAUGAACAGGAGUUUGUUGUUAUGGUGACCAGCAUAUCAUCACAGGUUGAGCUACCUGGAUUUACUUCAGUGUACAUCACAAUUGAAGACGAUGACACUGCAGUGGCUUCCUUCUCUCCUGGCGGUAUCACAGUAACUGAGUCUAACUUCAUUAAUGCUACUGUGUGUGUGGAGCUGACCUCUCUCCCUACUGGUGGAUUGGAGUGUGACGUCGAUAUCAGCUUGUCUCCGAGCUCUGGAUCAGCAGCACUCAAUGAAGACUAUGAAAGUUUUGUACUUGUCAUAACUAUCCCUGCUGGAACCAGUCUGAGUCAACCAGUGUGUGCCUACUCCGUCCAGUUGGGUAUCAUCGAUGAUCAGAUUGUUGAGGAUACUCAAUCAUUCACCCUUUCUCUCGUAACGGCCUCCCCUGAAGGCACUGUCAAUAGUAGUGGUGUCUUAGAAAUCAAUAUCAUGGAUGAUGACUAUUUGUUUGUGGACCUCCAGUCAUCUGAGUACCUCCUGAAUGAGGGCAAAAAUGUUCCUGUGUGUGUAUUGUUCUCCAGUCAGUUGCAGCGAUCGGUCACCGUGAGCAGCCACUACGAGGACCUCACCAACCUACUCAGAGGAGAAGUAAGGUUAGGUAUUACUGGCCCAUUGUACCUGAUUGGAGCUGGUGCUAGCUCCACCAACACAGUGGAGCCAGGGAUGGUGUGUGUGUCAAAGAACAACAAAGAAGACACUGUGAAAGAAGGAACCACACUCUCUGUACUCAGACUAAACAGCUCUGAGAUGGCUGUGAAGAUUGGUUGUAGGCAAGCGCUGUUCAUCGAGACUGCUAAUGAUGUCGUGUUGGCUGAGUUGGUCACUUUGAGUCCAAUGGUGUAUGAGAAUGAGGGUGCGGUUGAAAUAUGCGUGCAGCUGGACCACCUACCAGUGGGAAGUAUCGUCACCGUGGCACUGACAACACAACCUUUGAUUGCUACAGAAGAUGAGGACUACCUGUCAUUAACUGCAACCCUAGAGUGGCACUACGACUCCCCCAGCGUGGUACAGUGUGUAAGUGUGCCCAUCAUCAAUGAUGAGUGUGUGGAAGAGAAAGAAGAGGUGUUCACCGUCUCUCUGUCCACGGAGCAGGCGUGUGUUCAGUUGGGGGCUAAUCUGACAACUGUCACCAUUCAAGACGAUGAUGUGCUGGUACUUGACUUCAGACCAGUUGGUGUUAUUACUGAAUCCAAUGGCAUGGUGGACACCUGUAUCUAUGUUUGUGAUGGCCAACUGAAGAGAAAUUCCUCCAUCACUGUCAGCUUCUGGAAUGGAACUGCUCAAUACCCAGCAGACUUCACCAGGCCUCUUCUAUCUGAAGAAGUGGUUCUCACGCCAAACAACACUGCCAGGUGGCUCUGUCUACUGAGGAUGAAUGUGUACUGUUUAAGGAAUCAUCUGUUACACUGGAUAUUGUGGACAAUGACUGUGUUAACAUUACCCUAUCCCAUGAGCUGUAUGCUGUAUCUGAGAGUGAUGGUUUUGUGGAGGUAUGCGUGAGUCUGGAGGGAGAGACGGAGGUCACAGUCGAGGCAUCUGUCUUCACCAUAGCAGGAUCUGCUCAAGCUGUGGCUGACUUCACUUUCGGUGACACUGACCUGGGAUCAUCUCUUCUGUUUAGCAGUCCGGGUGAGCAGUGUCUCAACCUCACCAUCCAGAUGGACUCAGCACUGGAGACCAACGAAGACUUCUAUGUAGUGCUGCUCUCACAGCAACUAGCUGUUAAAGUGCUCCAGAGUUGUGACGGUGGCGUUCCAGAAGACCAGACUGGAGUUGCCUGAGGAGGAGUCUGGAGAAGGGACAGUGUUCCAAGUGUGUGUGGAGGUGCUCUCUCCUGGGAUCCUCGAGAGACCAGUGGACGUCUACCUCACUCUGGAG